Rubroshorea leprosula is the source of this 2411-nucleotide messenger RNA. The record is from the annotation of a GenBank genome assembly. Lineage: Eukaryota; Viridiplantae; Streptophyta; Magnoliopsida; Malvales; Dipterocarpaceae.
ACUGUUCUCUACUGGGUCUAUACAUUGUGGUCCUAUCUCUCUUACAAGGUUUGUCAUUUUCUCAAACCAAGCUGCAGAUACACCCCCAAUGGAGGAACAGCUGCAGCAACUUCCUCUGCUUCUUCUACUCCUCCUCCUCAUCCUUCUUCCUGUACUGCAGCUCUGUCGUUUAUUGGUUCCUUUGCAAAUGUCAAAUCCUGAGUUCUUCUCCUUGUGAUCUUUUAGAAUCUGUGCAUAUCUUAAAUUCAGAGAAGGAAGUUAAACGCACCUCUAAAAUGGAGCAGUAUGAAAUCCUUGAGCAGAUUGGGAAGGGAGCUUUUGGUUCAGCUCUUCUCGUGAGGCAUAAGCAUGAAAAGAAGAAGUAUGUUUUGAAAAAAAUUCGUCUUGCCCGCCAAACUGAUAGGUCUCGUAGAUCUGCACAUCAGGAGAUGGAGCUUAUUUCUAAAAUGCGAAAUCCAUUUAUUGUGGAGUACAAGGAUUCUUGGGUAGAAAAGGGUUGCUAUGUAUGCAUUGUUAUAGGUUACUGUGAAGGAGGAGACAUGGCUGAAGCUAUCAAGAAAGCAAAUGGCAUGCUUUUUCCUGAAGAGAAGCUUUGCAAGUGGCUCGUACAACUCCUCAUGGCACUUGACUAUUUGCACAUGAGUCACAUUCUUCAUCGUGAUGUCAAGUGUUCAAAUAUAUUCUUGACAAAAGAUCAAGACAUCCGUCUUGGUGAUUUUGGACUUGCCAAAAUUUUGACUUCUGAUGACCUUGCAUCCUCUGUUGUUGGAACUCCCAGCUAUAUGUGUCCUGAGCUGCUUGCUGACAUACCUUAUGGCUCUAAGUCAGAUAUUUGGUCUUUGGGAUGUUGUAUAUAUGAAAUGACUUCUCUCAAGCCUGCAUUUAAAGCAUUUGACAUGCAAGCACUGAUAAACAAAAUCAAUAAAUCAAUAGUUGCUCCACUUCCAACAAAAUACUCUGGUGCCUUUCGAAGUCUUGUUAAAAGCAUGCUGCGGAAGAAUCCUGAGCUUCGGCCAAGUGCAAAUGAACUGCUCCGCCAUUCACAUCUCCAGCCUUACAUGCUUAAAGUUCAACUUAAGAUCAAUAAUCCAAGACGAAAUACUUUACCAUUUCGCUGGCCUGACACUGAUAAUAUAAAGAAAACUAGAUUCUCAGAACCAGUAGAAAUCAAUUUCUCUACUUACAAGGAUAAGCGUCGAUCGUCUACCAAUGACAGAACUUUGAACCCGAGUAUAUCUGGAGCUGAGCAAGACUCUUUUAGUUCUACCGGAGGAAUUCACAAUGGUUUGCGAGGUUAUCUGACUCCAAGACUAGAAGAUUUAUCCAUUGAGAGCAGCAAUGAAGGAACUGUCAUUUGCAAGCCAAUUUCUUCAAAGACUUUUAGCAUUGCCAAGACUAAGAGACACUCUCUACCAAAAGCUUCUGCAGCUCCCAGGAGGCAGAUGGAGCCCUUGAGAAAACAUGGAACGCUUCCUGUUUUGCACACUGCAACAAAAAAUUCUCUUCCCACAAGUCGGAGAGCAUCUUUGCCCCUACCAACAAAAGCUGGAGUUCGAGAACCCGUGACUAGGUCUAAUGCUGGUAUCCUUCACGGUAUACAAUCUCCAGAUAUUUCUGUCAACGCUCCUAGGAUUGACAAAAUAGCAGAAUUCCCAUUAGCUUCAUAUGAGGAAUCGUUUUUCCCCAUUCCCAUACGUAGAGCUUCAUCAAUCUCAGGACAAGGCUCCUCUGGUACACUGCAGUUUGUGGACAGAUCAAUCACAAAGGACAAAUGUACAGUUGAAAAACAUGAACAAGCUUCUGCCAAGCUCAGCUUUGCUGAUGCAUGGCAGGGAAUUGACCGCAGCAUGUUCCUGGAGGCAGAUGGAGGGGACGGAAGCGAAACCUCUGAUCAAAAUGCUACUGCCGGGGCAUCAUCCCGCACAUCCUCAGACACAAGAAGGCGCAGGUUCGAUACCUCAUCGUACCAGCAGCGUGCAGAGGCCCUGGAAGGUUUGCUUGAAUUCAGUGCAAGGUUGCUGCAGCAAGAAAGGUAUGACGAGCUUAAUGUGCUACUAAAGCCAUUUGGCCCUGGAAAGGUCUCUCCCAGGGAAACUGCAAUAUGGUUAACCAAGAGCUUCAAGGAGAACACUGUGAAGCAAGAAGAUUAAUACUGAAGAACACCUGCUAUGUGUACCAUAUUUGUAGCCAUAAACAAGAUUUUAGAACUCAGGCACAUCGGGUUUUAGUCAAUGAUUCUUGAAGAGACUAGGCACCUAGGCAAUCAAGGCAAAUGCUGAUUCUUAGUUUCUAGUUUAAUUUUCAUCAACCCUUUAACAUUCCCACUAUGUAUCAAUAGUACUGACUUUCUUCCUAGUGGAUGAUAAUGAUGAUGUUUACUUUACUACUUAAAAUAGAUGGAACAAUCUUUU